Messenger RNA from Herpailurus yagouaroundi (jaguarundi), 2526 nucleotides. RefSeq names its product platelet derived growth factor subunit A (gene PDGFA). Gene Ontology annotation, molecular function: growth factor activity; platelet-derived growth factor receptor binding. Gene Ontology annotation, cellular component: membrane. The coding region runs from base 254 to 889 and encodes 211 amino acids. Gene Ontology annotation, biological process: positive regulation of MAP kinase activity; platelet-derived growth factor receptor signaling pathway; positive regulation of cell migration. The transcript has 7 exons. Lineage: Eukaryota; Metazoa; Chordata; Mammalia; Carnivora; Felidae. The record is from RefSeq and is a predicted model, not a curated record.
CCCAGGAGGCUCCCGGCGCGGCGGGCGCGGCGAGCGCGCACUCCCUGCUCCUCCUCCUCGCUGGCGCUGCCCGCCUCUCCGCACUCGCUGCUCGCGCCGGGCGCGCUCCGCCGGCUCCCUGCUCUCCGCGCCACCCUCCUCCGGGCCGCGCUCCCUGAGGGAUGGUACUGAAUUUCGCCGCCACAGGAGCCCGGCUGGAGCGCCCGCCCCGCGGCCUCGCCUCCCCGCCGAGCCGCCAGCGCCUCGGGACGCGAUGAGGACCUGGGCUUGCCUGCUGCUCUUCGGCUGCGGAUACCUCGCCCAUGCCCUGGCCGAGGAAGCCGAGAUCCCCCACGAGGUGAUUGAGAGGCUGGCGCACAGUCAGAUCCACAGCAUCCGGGACCUCCAGCGACUCCUGGAGAUAGACUCCGUAGGGCCCGAGGGUGCUCUGGAGGUGAGUCUGAGAGCCCACGGGGGCCACUCCUCCAAGCAUGCGCCCGAGAAGCGGCCCGUGCCCAUUCGGAGGAAGAGAAGCAUUGAGGAAGCCAUCCCCGCGGUCUGCAAGACCAGAACGGUCAUUUACGAGAUACCUCGGAGUCAGGUCGACCCCACGUCUGCCAACUUCCUGAUCUGGCCCCCGUGCGUGGAGGUGAAGCGCUGUGCGGGCUGCUGCAACACCAGCAGCGUCAAGUGCCAGCCUUCCCGCGUCCACCACCGGAGCGUCAAGGUGGCCAAGGUGGAGUACAUCAGGAAGAAGCCAAAGUUAAAGGAGGUACAGGUGCGGCUGGAGGAGCAUCUGGAGUGCACGUGCACGGCCACCGGCCCGACCCCGGACCACCGGGAGGAGGAGACAGGAAGGCGUAGGGAGUCAGGUAAAAAACGGAAAAGAAAAAGGUUAAAACCCACCUAACGCAGCCAACCAGAUGUGAGGUGAGAAUAAGCCAGCGGCCCUUUUCCGGGACACGGAUGUACAUGGCGUGUUACAUUCCUGAACCUACUAUGUGCGGUGCUUACUGCCAGUGUGUGGUCUUUGUCCUCCGUGAAAAACUGUCUCCACGCGCACUCUGGAGAACAAAGAGACAGUAUACGUUUGUUCAGUGCGACAUCAAAGCAAGUAUUGUAGCGCUCGGUGAAACAAUAGGAAGCCUCCUCGUCAAACAAAAAAGACAGAGAGCGAGCAAACAACCACGAAACAUGACAAACAAAACUGACUCACACAAAUAUCUACACGGUUGUCGGAAUGGAGGGACGCCCCGUGGGCCGGACGUGUCGCGCCUCGGUGGACUGGAUUUCUGUCCAGGGUGGUCACAGGUGCUUCUGCCGGGGACACAGCGCCUGCUUUCCGGAGGACUCCGGGCGGGUGCCGAGGGCCCUGCGGGGUACGCGGGAGCCAGGAGUGUCUCAGAACCGCCACGGGACUUAGAAACACAUCUCCUUGCCGUAGUGUUUAAGUCUAUACAGAAACCUUCCCGAGAGCCUUAAGUGGAUUUUUUUUUACACCAUAAAGUGAUUAUUAAGCUUUCCUUUUUACUCUUUGGCUAGUGUUUUUGUUUUUGUUUUUGUUUUUGUUUUUUAAAUGAUCUCUUGGAUGGCAUUGACACCUAUAACACCAGGCUGCUGUAAGUCAGGACAGUGGGACGGUAUUUCUCCUCGCAGGAUGCAAACAAACGAGAUGUAUUAAAAUAAAAUGGUAUACCCACCUAUGCAUCAUUUCCUAAAUGUUUCUGGCUUUACGUGUUUCUCCCCGGCCCCAUUUCAUCUUACUUUUUAAUUUAAGCCAUUUCGAGAGAACAGUUGCGUGAACCAAUCGAGUCCGUCCCGGCCUGCCGAUCCCGGGCUCCCCGCCCUGGCCGCCACCAGGUCGCCCCUGUGCCAGUGUUUGGACAGAAUCUAAAUUCUUUAUUUUUGGGAAGAUGUUACGCUUUACAUGUAUUCAACGGAAAUGUGUGUGUGUGUUGUGUUUUUGUUUUGUAAAGGUGAAGUUUGUAUUUUUAUCUAAUAUUACCACUUUUAUAUACCUGAGAGCCUGCUAUGUUUUUUUUUUUUUUUUUUUUUGAACCAAAAGGAAAAAGAAAAACUCACCAACAAAACCCAUACACGGGAAAAGUGCUUUGUGGUCCAUUUUUCUGGUUGUGUAACCGAGUCUAGACCCGUCUCCCAUCACGUGUCCGCGGAGCGGUUUCUGGAGCUGCGGACGAUCACUUGGAGGAGCCCCGCGCCCUCCCCGCCGCAAGAGCCCGCGGAGCGAGGCCGGCGCUCGAGAUUCUGGAGCCUCGCGGGGAUGGGCCAACGGAGCCAUCGGGCCAGGGGCGCGGCCAAGCAGACGAUGGGUUUAAUCUGGAAGUGAGUUGAUUGUCCCCGCGUGCGCGAGCCAGUGAAGGCAGGCAGCCCCACGUCGCCCGUGGCCUGCCGUCCGUGUCCCCAAAGUGGACACGCUACGUGGCCGUCAAGAUCCCUUUGCUGUGGGCGGGGACUCCAGCGCGAGAGCGAGUGUCUCCGUUAUCUGUGUGUUCGUGGGAGGACUUUUAUAAAGGAAUUUCUCCAGCA